CGGAUGUGCACACACAACAAGGGACCGUAGCCCGGGAGGAUGUUAAUGUAAUUCCUAUGUGUGGGGGACACUACAGCGCCAGUUGACACAAGAGGCGUAAGAUGGUCAGGUUUUUGGCUUGAGUGAGUACAGGAAGACACGCCCCUUAUACCAGACACGCCCCACUGCAACCAGACACGCCCCUUUUGAUCCAGACACGCCCAUUCAGACCAGACACGCCCACUGGAAGCAGUCAGCCAGGGAUAUACACCAGCGCACGUGAAUGGUGUUCUUGUGAGCUGACGUCAUUCUAGUGGUGUUGUAGUGGUGCUCUUGUGUAUGCUGGAGUGCGAUUAUUGUACAACCACAAUAAUCUUCUAUACCCACGUUCUAUAUAGAUAACGCUGUACGAUAAUGUGGUAGAAGUUAAAAUAAACAACGUGAUGUAGUGGAUUAAUCUUAACUAAUUGUUAAUCUUAUGAAAAUUAUAACAAUUUACACUAUUGGAGAAUUUUGUGAAAUUUAAAAUUACUUUUCUUUAAAAUAUUUUAACGUAGCCUAUAAUUAUCUGCAUCAACAUUGUAUUAACAUUGUGUUUUCUAAAUGAAAUGGUAUUAAAAACUGUAAUUAGUAUUUAAUAAUUCUACAUCAGAAAGUUUAAAAUUUCCUGGAAUUAAGGAUUAAAUCGCCACAACACUGCACCAGUUCUCUGUAUUUCCUUGAAGUGUUCCCAAACUGGCGAGCAUGAACCCCUACACCUUUCGGGGCUGGCACCUGCCCUCGGCCUACUCCGAAUCAACCAACUGUGACCGAAACUACCCCAGCAUGUACCCGCCGUCCUGGUCGGCCAGCUACUUCACCCCACCCUCCGUCUACCCGUUCCAGACUGACACGGGCGCCGGCAAACCUUCCAACACCCCCGACUGGAAGAUCAACCCCAUGUCAACCUCCGACAGCCCGUCCGUACCCCGAGACGCACCCCUCAUGAAGUCCGGGUACGAAGGCCUGCUGUACAAGAGCGCAUCCGGAAACCCCCGGUCUGAGUACGACAGCUGCACGCGCGAUGACCCCUCAAGGUCGUGCUGCGCCAUUUCGUGCACGUGCAAUAACCACCAGAGACUCAAUGUGCUGGACAAUUCCUGGAGGAAUUCUGAGAUGUCCCCGAACCUGGACUUUAACAAAACACCCAGCAUUUCCCCCUACCAGACGCUCUGUCAGAGGGGUGAGUACCCGUUUCUAGGUUCGUCCGGCUAA
Physella acuta is the source of this 1233-nucleotide messenger RNA. RefSeq lists its product as uncharacterized. The record is from RefSeq and is a predicted model, not a curated record. Lineage: Eukaryota; Metazoa; Mollusca; Gastropoda; Physidae.